GUUCAUGUAGUAAUGCUACCAUGGUCUGCAUUUGGUCACCUUAUUCCAUUCUUCAAUCUCUCCAUAGCCUUAGCUCAAGUUGGAGAAAUUCAUGUUUCAUUCAUAUCCACUCCGAAAAAUAUCCAAAGACUCCCUAAAGUCCCUCCUAGCUUAACACAUCUUGUAAAACUAGUGGAAUUUCCAUUGCCAAGUCUUGAUGACAAGACUCUUUUGCCUGAAGAUGCUGAAGCUUCUGUUGAUCUUCCUUUAGAAAAAAUCCAGUACUUGAAAGCAGCUUAUGAUCUCCUCCGAGAACCGAUCAAACAGUUCAUUGCUGAUCAAAAACCUGAUUGGAUUAUUGUUGACUUCUUCCAAUAUUGGAUGGGUGAGAUUGCUGAAGCUUAUGAUAUCCCUAUGAUUCACUUCAGUGUUUUCGCAGCUGCUUCAAGAUCUUUCUUGAUUGCUGCAAGAACUUCAGGACCGAUGCCCGAAAGUCUCACCUCACCUUUUUCUGAGAAGCUGCAUUUUCCAUCAACAUUGGCUUACCGGAGUUACGAGGCAGCAGAGUUUUACUCCAUGUGUUACCAAGAAGAUGCCACAGGGGUAUCGUACGCUCAACGUUCCGCCAAGGUAUUGGGUGCAUGUCGAGCUAUGGCUACACGUAGUUGCAAAGAAUUCGACAGUGAUUACUUGGAAGCUGUCCAAAAACUCAUCUGUAAGCCUAAAAUCCCAGUUGGAUUACUAACACCACCAUCAGGGGGAGACCUCAAUCACGAUCAAUCGUUGCAGAGGCUCUUCAAAUGGCUCAACCAACAGAAUCCUCGGUCAGUUCUAUUUGUGGGACUUGGAAGUGAGUGUAAGCCAAAUAGAGACCAAGUAUAUGAAAUAGCUCAUGGGAUUGAGCUCUCUGGGCUACCAUUUUUAUGGAUAUUACAAAAGCCUAGCUGGAGUAAUACUUCAGAUGAUGUGGAUCCUUUGCCAACAGGAUUCGACACGAGGACUGCAGAGAAAGGAGUGGUGCAUGUCGGGUGGGCACCUCAAAAGGAAAUUCUAGCACAUCCUUCUAUCGGGUGGAGUCUACUUCAUGCCGGCAUAGGUUCUAUCAUAGAAACACUGCAACACGGCCAUGUUCUUGUUGCUCUUCCGUUUGUGUAUGAUCAAGGAUUGAAUGCGAGAUUAUUAGUGGAAAAAGGAUUGGGAAUUGAAGUGGAGAGAAACGAAGAAAAUGGAUCAUUUACUAGAAAAGAUAUAGCUAAGGCAUUGACGUAUGCUAUGGUUUCCAAGGAAGGUAAAGAGCUGAGAGCAAGAGCAAGAGAAGCUGCUUCAGUUUUUGGAGAUACACAGCUUCAUAAUUCCUACAUUUCUACCUUUGUUGAGUAUCUAAAAGCUAAGGGGGAAUAA
Capsicum annuum is the source of this 1380-nucleotide messenger RNA. Its product is annotated as putative UDP-rhamnose:rhamnosyltransferase 1. Bases 13 to 1380 code for a protein of 455 amino acids. The record is from RefSeq and is a predicted model, not a curated record. Lineage: Eukaryota; Viridiplantae; Streptophyta; Magnoliopsida; Solanales; Solanaceae. The transcript has a single exon. Gene Ontology annotation, molecular function: UDP-glycosyltransferase activity.